AUUCGCUGAGAAGUUCACACGAGUGGUUACAGUGUUAUUAUUCUCAUUGAUUAGAUUUUUUUGCGAAUGUGAUUAACAGAGAGUGAGUGUACAUGGUGACACCCAGCUGAUCUCGUCUGGGCAUCGACAAUCAGCAUCAAGAUGCACAAGAUAAGACUGUACGUUGUGCCAGAGCAAGAGGAGACAACCGAGAAUGACGAUCCGAAUGAUAUCGAUCUUCCACCGAUGUUAAAUCGCAGAAAUUCCCGACGACCGGGUGCUGUGCGUGUCAACGUACUCCAAAAAACCACCACCGAAUCCAAUGAUAGUGACAUAAAACUAGUAGAAGUCAUCAAACAAGAUCUUCACCAGAGGAAUAACCAAAAUCUUCGUAAUAAUUCAUCCAAAGGCCCAUUACGUGCCGCAUCUUUAUCAAACGCUCGUGUUCUGGCAUCACCCCGUAUCAAGAAGAUCGCUCAUGAUCUCCAGGAGAAGAUGCUCCAGAGCUCGGGCAAUCGUUCACGUAAUGAGAAUAAUAAUCGUAAAAUAGAGGGAUCAAGAGUCGUGAUAAAGCAUUCACGAAUUGAAAGAAAUACCAGUGGUAUAUCAAAUGCCGGAUAUAAAAGAGCAGCUAGAGAGUGUCCAAGGAGUCACUGUCGAAAGGAUCAGUACCAAACUGGACACUCGCCAAAAAUUGUUCGAGUCAAAGACGAAGUAGACGGAAUGGAAAAUAGAGAUGGGAUUGGAAAUUCCAAUGACGCCAACUUGGCUGCACUAGGUAGAAACAACAAGCUUAACGGAUACAGAGAGUAUGAUCUCGAGCAGAAGAUCGAGGUGGAGAUUAAGAUGCGAGAGGGAUCGGCGAGACUUUUGGCAGCGGCGAGACAUAGAGCUCAGAGUCUGGAAGCUGCUAGGGCUCUUCUCACAUCAAACGAGAGGAUGUCCGCUUAUAUGGCUGAGUUGCAACGCCGUAAAAAGGAACCCAUCAGUAAACCCAGCAAUCCUGCGAGCACAGCAAGGGUAUCACUCUCUGAGCUGAGAGUACCACUGAUGUGGAGGGACUCUGAUCAUUUUAAAAAUCGCGGUGACUACAGACGUUUCGCUGUAUUUUGCCUGGCGCGAAUUGGCACUGAAAUACAUGACACUGCUUUACUCUGUCCCGUUGAUCGGGCCCUUACUGAUAUCACAUUUCCAGAUGUUCUACUCUUCAAUAAUGUGCCAGCAGAUUUUGAACUGACACUAGAAAUCUACAGUCACAUCCUCCAAGAAGACCUGAGUAUCGCGAGUACUCCUCGCAGGAUCAAACGUACAAUCCACUCCUCGAUUUCCAAAACAGUCGGAAAAAAAUUGGCAGCAUCUCUUCGGGACGAAUUGAACUCGGGAAAAAUCGGUCCCCAUUUUGAGCUCAUGGCCUCUGCAAAAUUGACUCUAGAUGACACAGACGAGAAUAUCCACACGCACGAUUUAGUUAUCAAUAAUCUCGAGAAUAAACAUCAUGCUCUACCACUCUUCGGACACUUCUGCUGUCGUCUAGCUGCACAACCCGACUGCAUGACGAAAGAAAUUACAACAGGAAGUGUUAAUAUCAAUGGGAGGGACUGCUGGGCUCGUCUCCAAAAUUUUAAUAUUCAGAGCUGGGAGUCGAGGAAAUUGGCUGAGGGCGAGCAGAAUCCGAUUUUUACGAUACCGAUCAAUAAAGAGACGUCAAUUCAGCCCACGAAAUGUCAAAAAGAGGUAAAAGUGAUUAACACGUCAGAGGGCACGGAGAAGCCGUCAAUCCUAAAGUUUGAGUCAUCAGAAGAGGCUCAAAAGUGGUUGAGGCACUUGACAGUUCACUCGAAGGAUCACGAGAGAUGGAAACAUGCAGCUGAGACAGUCCAAGAGGUUCCUUGCAUGGAGAGUGCACGAAAUUCCUUCAUAAGCAGCAAGAGACAAGGAUCUCUGUACGAUGAGACACCUCUGAUUGAGUCGGUCCAAUCGGACUACACAUCCCACUCGAGGCCAACAGUUCAGGAGAUCUUUGGCCUGACUCCCAGCACGAGUUUGAGCAGCUGCAGCUCAAACAGUCCCCCAAGUCAUCGCUCUCGAUCCCACAGCACCAGUGGCUCAAGAAAAUUGAGCGCUGCUGCCAUUAAAUCUCACUGGCCAUUUUCCAAUAAGCAUCAUGAUUAAAAUAAGCAGUUUUGAGGGUAGAUAAUCUCGACCAGCUUUUCGUGAGCCACGAUAAUACUCAAAUUAAUGAAAAUUAUAAUAACGAUGCAAUUAUGCAAUUCCAAGGUUCAGAAAUAUCCUGAAAUAUUUCAUUGCAUUUUUCUCCCCCAAGACUGAAUCGAUCGACUAAAUUGAGAUCUGAUUGAUGAUUUAUUCAUUCGUAGAUUUAAUCCUCUCGCCAUAUUCAUUUGAUUGAUUGAUUUAAUGUUGAUUGGUUGAAUUAAGGAUUCUUUCUCGGUAUUCCGGGAUUUUUCAAGUUUCAGGAAUUAUUCUCUAAUUGUUCUCCAGUAGAGUAGGGGUUGACUUUAGAUGAUGGAAAUUUUUAUUUCCAGAAAAUUUCAGGUCGUAAUGAUUGACAAUCUAAUGAUGAAUUAGUGGAGUGGGAGAUGAGAGGUUUUGAGAUAUUUUUUGAGAGAAAAAAGAACGAAAAAUGGUUUUCCAGCAGAAUAUCGAAAGAAAAAUGUUCGAGACGUUUUGUCAUUCAAUUAAAAAAGCAUUCGACAAUAAUUUGAUGUUUAAUGAAGAAUUUAAAUCAAUAGUCGAAUUAGUCGUUAAUGAAUAAUAUUGAGAGAAUAGUCAAUACAAAUCAUUCUCUCAAUUCUAUAAUUUUCAGAGUAUUCUCAAAAACUCAUUUCCCUACAUUCCCUACAGAGUAACAAUUACAUUUUUUUUACAAAAAAUAGAUUUUACACCCGUUGAAUUGGAAUUUUGUGACUUCUGAGUUUUCAUUUUUGUAUAUUAUAACGAGUGAGGAUGUUCAUCUCGUUUGAACCGUGAAUUAUCAAACGGUUGAGUCAAUGUAGCAAUAUAGAUUGAUCCUAAUAUUUAAGAGAUGAAUUAGAGAUUUUUAUUGGUGAAUAUUAACCUUCGGCAGAGAAAUCCAUUUGGAAAAAUGUAAAAAACGUUUAACCGAUGUGUUAUAAUAAAUAUAAUAACCAUUA
Fopius arisanus is the source of this 3131-nucleotide messenger RNA. Its product is annotated as rhotekin. Gene Ontology annotation, biological process: actomyosin contractile ring assembly; septin ring organization; mitotic cytokinesis. Gene Ontology annotation, cellular component: actomyosin contractile ring. The record is from RefSeq and is a predicted model, not a curated record. Bases 142 to 2151 code for a protein of 669 amino acids. Lineage: Eukaryota; Metazoa; Arthropoda; Insecta; Hymenoptera; Braconidae. The transcript has 6 exons.